UUCUUAUCGUGUGGUGAAAAGUUGUCAAACCACAUUACAAGUCAGUGAAGAAAUGUUAUUAUAAGUCAAUGGAGCCUAAGGAUAAUCAUGGCUAGAGAAUUUAAGGGAGCUUUUUCUUGAAAAGUAAGACAGACCACCAUUGUUUCUAAACUAAACCCACACACACAAAAAAAUAAAGAUAGAGUAAGAACCUCCGUCGACGAGGAUGCCCACGUGCCUGCACCUCAGUGUCUGGUUCAUCUUGUGUAUAUUCGGUUCGAUUCACCUGGUUCGAUCUCAAAACCGAACCGGAGCCACUACUGAUCCCGACGAAGCGCGAGCUUUGAACUCCAUCUUUGCCGCUUGGAGGAUCCCUGCGCCCAGGGAAUGGAACAUCAGCGGCGAACUUUGCUCCGGCGCCGCCAUGGACGACGGCGUCACCAUCGACGACAAAGCAUACAACCCUCUUAUCAAAUGCGACUGCACGUUCAACGGCUCAACAAUCUGCCGCAUCACCGCCCUCAAGGUUUAUGCGAUGGAUGCUAUAGGACCUAUACCUCCACAGCUCUGGACUUUGACACUCCUUACAAAUCUGAACCUGGCUCAAAAUUAUCUUACGGGCUCCCUUUCCCCUGCAAUUGGAAAUCUGACUCGAAUGGAAUGGCUGACUUUUGGGAUCAAUGCCUUGUCUGGCCCCGUUCCCAAGGAAAUUGGUCUGCUUACAGAAUUGAAAUUGCUUGGUAUUAGUUCAAAUAAAUUUUCUGGCUCUAUACCAGCUGAGAUUGGGAAUUGCACAAAACUACAGCAAAUAUACAUGGAUAGUUCUGAUUUCACCGGGGCCAUACCUUCAUCAUUUGCUAAUCUUGUGGAGCUGCAAACCGCUUGGAUGAUGGAUCUGGGAGUUACAGGUCGUAUACCUGACUUUAUAGGAAGAUGGACCAAACUUACUGCCUUGAGAAUUGUCGGAACUGAUUUAAGUGGUCCCAUACCGUCGUCAUUUUCCAACUUAACUUCUUUAACAGAACUGAGGCUUGGUGAUAUAUCCAACGGAAGCUCUUCUCUUGAGUUCAUCAAAGACAUGACAUCUCUAAGUGUACUAGUAUUGAGGAACAGCAAUCUCACUGGGACAAUACCCUCUUAUAUUGGACAAUUCUCAAGUCUCAAACAAGUUGAUUUAAGCUUCAACAAACUACAUGGACCAAUUCCGGCUUCAUUGUUCAAUUUAAGUCAACUUACUCACUUGUUUCUGGGGAAUAAUACGUUGAAUGGUUCCUUGCCCACUCAAAAGAGCCAGACUUUGAGCAAUAUAGAUGUUUCGUACAAUGAUUUGUCUGGAAUUCCUCCUUCGUGGGUCAACUUACCGAACUUGCAACUCAACCUUGUUGCCAACAACUUCACCUUAGAAAGUCUUGACAACAGGGAUUUACCAGGACUGAACUGCCUGCAGAAAAACUUCCCUUGCAAUCGAGGCAAAGCAUUAUAUUCUGACUUUGCUAUCAACUGCGGAGGCCAACAAAUACGGUCAGCUAGCGGAGCAGUAUUUGAAAGGGAGGACGGGGCUCUUGGACCAGCUUCAUUCGUCGUGAGUGAUGAACAGAGAUGGGGAGCCAGUAGUGUAGGACUUUUUGGCGGUAGUAGUAAUAUAUACAUAGUGACUUUACUAUCACAAUUUAUCAACACUUUGGACUCGGAGCUUUUUCAAUCAGCAAGACUUUCCGCAUCUUCCCUAAGGUAUUAUGGGUUGGGGCUAGAAAAUGGAGGCUAUACAGUAACACUUCAGUUUGCUGAAAUACAAAUUAUUGGUUCUUCUUCAAACACUUGGAGAGGUUUAGGUAGAAGACGUUUUGACAUUUAUGUUCAGGGAAGACUUGUUGAAAGGGAUUUUGAUAUACGCAGAACAGCUAACGACUCUACCGUCCGAGCAGUUGUGAAAGAAUAUAAAGUUAAUGUAUCAGAAAAUUACAUCGAAAUUCAUCUUUUCUGGGCUGGAAAAGGAACAUGUUGUAUUCCCAUUCAAGGUGCUUAUGGGCCAUUAAUAUCUGCCGUCAGUGCAAAACCAGAUUUUAUACCAACUGUGGCUAACAAGCCACCAUCAAAGGGAAAUAACAGGACUGGAACCAUUGUGGGUGUCAUUGUUGGCCUGGGACUUUUGAGCAUCAUUGCGGGAGUGGUUAUCUUAAUCAUCCGAAAAAGAAGAAAGCGAUACACAGAUGAUGAAGAGAUACUGAACAUGGACGUGAAGCCUUACACUUUUUCUUACUCUGAACUUAAAACUGCAACUCAAGAUUUCAAUCCCUCAAACAAGCUUGGAGAAGGAGGAUUUGGGCCUGUUUAUAAGGGAAACCUGAAUGAUGGACGAGAGGUGGCGGUAAAACAGUUGUCGGUUGGAUCCAGACAAGGAAAGGGACACUUUGUUGCAGAAAUAGUAGCAAUUUCUACAGUUAUGCACCGCAACCUAGUAAAACUUUAUGGAUGUUGCUAUGAAGGAGAUCAUCGUUUGCUCGUCUAUGAGUAUCUCCCCAAUGGAAGUCUUGAUCAGGCACUAUUUGGAGGUGAUAUUAAAAAGACUUUACAUCUUGAUUGGCCAACCCGUUUUGAGAUAUGCAUGGGAGUGGCUAGGGGUCUAGCCUACCUCCACGAGGAGGGGAGUGUUCGAAUAGUACACAGGGAUGUGAAGGCCAGUAACAUUUUGCUUGACUCUAAUCUGGUCCCUAAAGUCUCUGAUUUUGGUCUGGCAAAGCUAUACGAUGACAAGAAAACCCACAUAAGUACCAAAGUGGCUGGGACCGUUGGAUAUCUUGCGCCCGAGUAUGCCAUGCGUGGACACCUAACAGAGAAAACGGAUGUGUACGCCUUUGGUAUUGUGGUACUUGAGCUAGUGAGUGGAAGGGGAAACGCAGAUGAGAGCCUUGAGGGUGAAAAAAGAUAUCUUCUCGAAUGGGCGUGGAAUCUACACGAGAAAAGUCAUGAAGUGGAGCUUAUUGAUCGUGAGCUAACUGAAUUCAACGUGGAAGAAGUGAAACGCAUGAUAGGCAUUGCUCUGCUGUGCACUCAAGCAUCUCAUGCUGUUAGACCACCAAUGUCACGAGUGGUGGCCAUGCUUUCAGGAGACGUUGAGGUGAGUGAGGUGACCUCUAAGCCAAUCUACCUACCCGACUGGAGAUUUGAUGACACCACAAGGUCCUCUUUCAGCGCCUUUCAAACCAAAGACACGGGCGCUUCUGGAUCCUACUCCACCAGCUUUGUGACGCCCGCAGAGAACGACUUUAAGCCUAUGCUUGGAGUCAAAAUCAAUGACGGGAGAUGAAACUGUCUCAUAUCCUCUUUGAUGAUGGCUAUGGAUAUGUUAAAGUGUAUAUGAAGGAGGAUUUAUCACAAUGUUCUUCUUUGGUUGGAUAAACGUACUUUUCCCUUCAUGUUAUGAAAAAAAGAAGAGAAACAUAUUUCAUUUCA
Messenger RNA from Brassica oleracea var. oleracea, 3432 nucleotides. Its product is annotated as probable LRR receptor-like serine/threonine-protein kinase At1g56140. Lineage: Eukaryota; Viridiplantae; Streptophyta; Magnoliopsida; Brassicales; Brassicaceae. The coding region runs from base 206 to 3286 and encodes 1026 amino acids. Gene Ontology annotation, molecular function: protein binding; ATP binding; protein kinase activity. Gene Ontology annotation, biological process: protein phosphorylation. The record is from RefSeq and is a predicted model, not a curated record. The transcript is spliced from 23 exons.